Molecule: messenger RNA, 273 nt
Organism: Cordyceps fumosorosea ARSEF 2679
Lineage: Eukaryota; Fungi; Ascomycota; Sordariomycetes; Hypocreales; Cordycipitaceae
Exons: 2
Coding region: 1-273 (90 amino acids)
Source: RefSeq, a predicted model, not a curated record
AUGCUGUCCGCAAAGUAUCUCGGCGCCGUCGCCGCCCGCUCCGGACCUCGCACAGUCCCGCGCGCUUCGGCGCGAAAGAUUUCGACUGACUCGGGCGGCCCGAUGAAGCCUCUUGGGUCAGGACCGAAGCUGCCGGGGUGGCAAAUAGCCGCCAUUGCGGGCAUCGGAGUCGCUGCCUUUUAUGCCAUGUUCCUUGCGACGCCGGAAAAGGUGGGCAAGUCGUCGGUGCCUACCAACCAGACCAAGAACCCAUCGUCAUCGAGGAGGGACUGA